Messenger RNA from Nymphaea colorata (pocket water lily), 1014 nucleotides. RefSeq lists its product as uncharacterized. Gene Ontology annotation, molecular function: oxidoreductase activity, acting on paired donors, with incorporation or reduction of molecular oxygen; heme binding; iron ion binding. The transcript is spliced from 3 exons. The coding region runs from base 1 to 1014 and encodes 337 amino acids. NCBI's taxonomy places the organism in Eukaryota, Viridiplantae, Streptophyta, Magnoliopsida, Nymphaeales, Nymphaeaceae. The record is from RefSeq and is a predicted model, not a curated record.
AUGGCUCAGCCUCUGGGAUUUGUAGAUCAACGCCACCCAGGUUAUGUGUGCAAACUUCAUAAAGUACUCUAUGGCCUUAAGCAAGCCCCAAGAGCUUGGUAUCACCAUCCCAAUCAGUCACUCCUUCAUAUGGGGUUUAAAAUGUCUCCAGCUGACAACUCCUUGUUCACCUUGACUACAGGUCAGGUUAGGAUUUUUGUCAUGGUUUAUGUCGAUGAUAUUCUUAUUACCAGGAAUUCUACUGAUCAAGUUACUCAGUUGGUUCAUCGUCUCGGUGCUGCCUUCUCUCUCAAAGAUCUUGGAUCUUUACAUUACUUCUUGGGUAUUCAGGCCAUUCCAACAUUAGAAGAUUUGCUUCUCUCACAACAAAAGUAUAUUAUUGACAUUCUGAGUAGAACAAAUAUGACUGGUGCCAAGCCUAUCUCUACACCCCUACCGGCCAAUUCCACAUUGACAAAAGUUGGAACACCUUUUUCAGACGCCACUCUAUAUCGUCAAACUCUUGGGGUCCUUCAAUAUCUCACCAUCACUAGGCCAAAUAUUUCUUUCGCAGUCAAUAAACAUGACCUUCUCAUCCACCAGAACUCAUCAGCUCAACUUCAUGCUUACUCUGAUGCAAACUGCGCUGGCUGCCCAGAUGACCACAAAUCAACGGGAGCCUAUGCUACCUUCCUUGGUCACAAUUUGAUCUCUUGGAAUUCGAAGAAACAACCUACUGUUGCCCAUUCCUCUACUGAAGCUGAGUAUCGGGCCGUCGCCAAUACAACUUCUGCCACUAUAGAAUGGGCCAUGACUGAACUGCUUCUACACCGAGACAAAAUGUCCAUAGCUCAGUUUGAGCUGAGAUGGGCCAUGGGCACAGAACGCCUUGUGAAGGAGUCUGAUAUCCAGCAGCUCCCGCUCAUGAAGGAGACACUGCGGUUGCAUCCACCGGUUCUUCUUCUCAUUCCACACAGAGCAUAUGCAACUACAGAGCAGGCUUCACCAUCCCUAAGAACACUCAAAUUCUUGUGA